Messenger RNA from Pseudocercospora fijiensis CIRAD86, 1155 nucleotides. RefSeq lists its product as uncharacterized. Lineage: Eukaryota; Fungi; Ascomycota; Dothideomycetes; Mycosphaerellales; Mycosphaerellaceae. Gene Ontology annotation, cellular component: intracellular anatomical structure. The transcript has a single exon. Bases 10 to 771 code for a protein of 253 amino acids. The record is from RefSeq and is a predicted model, not a curated record. Gene Ontology annotation, molecular function: oxidoreductase activity, acting on NAD(P)H, oxygen as acceptor.
ACACAAUUCAUGUCCAAAACAAUCCUCCUCACCGGCGCCUCCCGCGGCAUCGGCCUCAGCAUAGCCCACUUCCUCCUCUCCCAACCCUCCAAACACAACCUCAUCGCCGUCUCUCGAACCGAAGAACCUCUCCGCGCCUUACAAUCCCAAUACUCUUCCGACCGCGUCGGCUACCUCGCCGCCGACCUCUCGGACCUUAGUAUUGGUGAGGAAGUCGUGAAAUUCGCAAUACAGAAAUUCGGAAGACUCGACGGCGUGAUUGUCAACCAUGGAGUUCUGGACCCGGUCAAGAGAGUCGAAGACAGCACGGCGGAAGAGUGGAGGGAUGCGUAUAAGAUAAAUUUCUUCUCGGCGCUUGCGAUUGUGAAGGCUGCGAUUCCUGCUCUUAGGGAGAGUCGGGGUACGAUUCUUUUUACGAGUUCGGGCGCCGCUAGUAGUUCUUAUUCUACUUGGGGCGCUUAUGGGAGUGCGAAGGCGGCGAUGAAUCAUUUGGCUGCUACUUUGGGGAAUGAGGAGAAGGAGAUUACGAGUAUCGCGAUUAGGCCGGGUGUUGUGGAUACGGAGAUGCAGAGGGAUAUUAGGGAGAAGCAUCGGGGGAGUAUGGACGUGAAGGAUGUGGCGAAGUUUGCGGAACUCAAAGAGACCGGAGGAUUGUUGAGGCCAGAGCAGCCGGGGCAUGUUAUGGCGAAGUUGGUGCUGGAUGCGCCGAAGGAGUUGAGUGGGAAGUUUUUGACGUGGAAUGCGGAGGAGUUGGAGAAGUUUCAGGAGUGAGAAAAUGCCUUUUUACAGCUACAUUGCUAUCUGAUCGAAUGAGAGCAACAGCCUCAAAGCAGGCGAUUCGAAUAGCAUGGAAGUACAUGGUACAGUGAGGAGGGGCACAGGGCUGAAGAGUCUGAUGAGUCGUCAGCAAAAGGAUCUUGCAACGAGGCUGCGGCUUCGAGAAGAGGAGAGUGCUGAUCAGUUGAAAGAUGAAAAGCAUACAUUUUGUUCAACAGGAGGCCGUGAAGACCUUCAGGUUUAGCAUGGAAUGUUUUGUUGCAUCAUUGCAGCAGAGCUUGUGGGCUCCAAGGAGGAGGGCUGGGUGGAUGACUUACCAGAAGAGAAGGAAGAAUCGAGAGCCAGUCACGCGGAUUAAUGUCAAUACCUACCUAUUCC